This is a messenger RNA of Perca flavescens (yellow perch), 689 nucleotides long. RefSeq lists its product as uncharacterized. Bases 21 to 674 code for a protein of 217 amino acids. Gene Ontology annotation, biological process: proteolysis. Lineage: Eukaryota; Metazoa; Chordata; Actinopteri; Perciformes; Percidae. The transcript has 2 exons. Gene Ontology annotation, molecular function: aspartic-type endopeptidase activity; zinc ion binding; nucleic acid binding. The record is from RefSeq and is a predicted model, not a curated record.
GACAAGACUGAAGAAGGGGAAUGUGGACGCACAGAAUCAACACCAGACCACCCAGAUGGGGCAGCCUAGGUCACCUGCCCCCCCCGCGUCGACCUCUGAACUACGACCACCGGAAAUGUUUUACCUGCAGACAAGAGGGUCAUUUAGCUUUGAAUUGUGCCAACAAUGAGGAAUCAAUGCCCACAGCUGGGCCAAUGGACUCCACCCAAAAGAGUGGCAGCUAUCUCACCACCUGUUGGGCCCAUGAAGGCCUAAAGGCCCCUAAGCUGCCAGUUAGGAUUGGGAUCUGGGACGCAGAGGCCCUGCUGGACUCGGGGAGUUCCAUGACCCUUAUAAGGCCAGAGUUGACCAGUGGGCCCAUCAUCCCGGUGUCCUGCAAGGUGCAGACCACGAGAGGUACCUUUGAGGUCGAGGCCGGCGUGGUAGAAAAGUUGCCAGUACCAGUGUUGAUUGGGCGGGACUGCCCUAUAUUUUGGCGAUUGUGGGAGCACAGAACCGGGGGUCCAAGGAGAAGCAGUAAAAAGAAGAAACUCCUGGGAAACCGAAAAACAAAGUUGGUACACGCCCUUUCAUCUGAUGAAGAAACCGCUGAAGAAGCUUGGGUUCCGGUAGAGGACCUAGGAAAAGAAGACCCGGGACCGGACGAGACCUCAUCAGAGGAAGUUUUUUUCUGAGUUUUUUUCCCCCGA